UGCAGAAUAGGAGCCGUCCACAACCACUCUUUGCAUUCUGUGGGCAAGCCAGGUCUGGAUCUACAAUGUUCCCCUGUAUCACAUGCCUCCUUAGUUUCUCAAUAAGCCAUGCAUGGAGUACUUUAUCAAAUCCCUUGCCGAAAUCCUUAUACAGCACGUCUACUGUUCUUCCUCCAUCAACGUGUUUAGCCACAUCCUCAAAAAAUUCAAUCAGGCUCGUACGGCACUAGCUGCCCUUGACAAAGCCAUUCUGACUGUUCCUAAGCAUAUCAUAACUCUCAAAAUUUCCAUAAAUCUUGCCUCUCAGGAUCUUCUCUAUCAACCUACCCACAAGAGAGGUAAGACGCACUGGUUUAUAAAUUUUAUAAAUUUUCGGUCAAUCUCUACUACCUUUCUUGAAUAAAGGAAUAACAUCAGCAACCCUCUAAUCCGCCGGAACCUCUCUUAAUAUUUACAUGCUGAAACUUUUCAGUCUGCUGCAAGUAAUCACGACUAUCACCAAGAUCCUUUUCAUAGUAAACCUUUUCCGUAGUAAAUACAGAAGCAAAGUAUUUAUUAAAUACCUCUGCUAUUUCAUCCGGUUCACUCGUUAGAUCCUUCCUGUUAGCCUUCUAGUCUUCGAAAUCUAUAACAUUAUCUAACUCUCGGAACCAGUCCUAAGCUUUUCUUUUCUUCUUGACAGAGAUUGGUCUCUCUCCGAUCACUUCCGAUCGAGACUAGCAGACUCUUGGGAAUAAUAUCAGGAGAUGAACAGGAACCGGUGACAAUAUCGAAUAAAUGUCAAUGAGUUGCAUGCCAACGUUGAAUCCAGGAUAACCGUGACUUCCCCUCUGGAACUCCCGCAGACCACCUGCCUCAAGAAUGCUUAGACGUUCAAAAAGAACUUCUCUAUCCCGGAAAGCGAAUUAUUCUGCCAACUGAGCUCAGAGAUGCAGAGAAUCCUCGACAGGAUGGACGACAGCGAGACCCACAUGAAUAAGAAGCCCAGAAUAACUGGCUCACGGGCUCCUUCCCGAGACCAUCAGACCUCCACCUACACCGAGCUGAACAUUCUCGCAGAACAUCAGACCUCCACCUACACCGAGCUGAACAUUCGGAAAGGCGAACGCCUCACCAAUACACACGCAGAUGGUCUGGACCCCACCUACUCUCAGUUGAACCUUCGCAACAAUGAUCUUCUCAUCGCUAAGGAUGAAGAUCCUCCGGUCACGUCGAGUGCAGGGGAAAAGCCAGUGACUGCUCAGGCAGGUCCGCAUAAACAGGAGCCGAAUGAGAACAUUGGAAAUAGACCGGAUCGUAAGAUCUGCCUGCACAGCCUAGUGACGUCCGUCCUCUUCGUGGCCGUGGUCGGGCUGUCGAUCUAUGUGUCACAGAUUCGUCAGUCUCAGAUCACAUCCAGCCGAAACUUACAGCUCCUUCGGGAAGAAUAUCGCGAGAUGAACAGGACCCAGCGCCAAUGUCGACUACAAGUCCUUGAGUUAAACUCAACCCUUGAAUCCACAAUAUCCGAGAAUUCCCUCCUGAAUCUGACCCAGGGAACCUGUCUCAACUAUCUUUCUGCGCUCAACUCUAAUCUGUCCGUUCUUAAACGAAGAAACACUGAACUUCGUAACCAGGUUAUUCAGGUGAAAAAGAAGUACAGAUCUGCCAACGAAACCAAGGCUCAAAUUUGUCAAUUGUUGACCGGCACAAGAGUGCAUCCGUGUCCUCAGAACUGGAUCAAUAACGGAAGUCGGUGUUAUUUCAUAUCCUCCAUGGAGAAAGCUUAUGAUGGAGCGAGGGAACAUUGUUCAAACUUUAAUGCAAGGCUCCUCGAAAUAAAUUCAAAAAAGGAAGAGGAUUUUGUUUCCACAUCCAUCGGCUAUGUAUACAGAACUUACUGGAUUGGAAAAUGCAGAGACGGGAAUGUGGACUCUAAUGUUCUCGACAAGUCCUUUGGAUGGUCCAGCUGCAGUAAAUGCAACGCGUACCGGGGCUACAAUAAUUGCAAAAGUAAUUACAGAUUCAUCUGCGAGAAGUCGGAUAUUCCUGCAGAGAUCAGAGGUCUCUGUCAACACCCCGUGGAGAAGACUUAAAUCAAAUGAAUGCACCCCACCUCUCCCCAUUCAAUCUAACCCACUCUCAAACCCCCAUCCUUUUACUCCUUACCACCCUCUCUUCCCCUCCUUCCUACCCCAGUCUCCUCCUCUAAUCGCAUCCCCAUUCUUCCCCACUACUCACCCUCUCCCCAUCUAGACCACUCUUCACCCUUCCCGCCCCGCUCUCCGCUCCCCCCAUUUACUCCCCCUUUCUACUCUCUUUGUCCUUCUCCUCAACUCAUUCCGCUUCUGCUCUGGCUCUGUCUCCCUCGGACCCCACUCUCUGCCUCUCCGCUCUCCGUUCUCUCCACACACUCUCACCUCAAUUCUGUGCACUCAGUCUCUCAAUUCCCCAACCCAGGUGGGAAAGACUGUGCACAUUCACCCUAUCUGUACCCCUCCUGGAUUCAUAACCACAAUCCAGGGAAUAUAGACUCAUCCGUCCUUCUUGCCUUCUCUCCGUAUCUUCGACUCUCGAGACCCGGCAACAUCCUCGUAAAUCUCCCCCCGCACUCUCUCCAGCUCAGUGGCAUCUUUCCUACAGGAGGGGGACCAGAACUGUACACCGCCCUCCAAGCGCCGCCUCACCGAAGCAUUGAACAACUUCAACGUGACCCCGGGACGAUGCAAAGAUGUAAAAUUAACGUAAAUUGGGAGAAUUAAUAAA
Molecule: messenger RNA, 2745 nt
Organism: Hypanus sabinus (Atlantic stingray)
Lineage: Eukaryota; Metazoa; Chordata; Chondrichthyes; Myliobatiformes; Dasyatidae
Product: oxidized low-density lipoprotein receptor 1-like
Exons: 9
Coding region: 930-2075 (381 amino acids)
Cellular component (GO): plasma membrane
Molecular function (GO): transmembrane signaling receptor activity
Source: RefSeq, a predicted model, not a curated record